AAACCUUUGACACCGGAAGUGAAUAUUCUAGCGUUCCAGUACGCGCUGGUUGAUGUUAGCAUUUAUCUGAGCCCUGAGUUUCUUCACAUCUUGUGUCUUAAUAAAAGUUUAUUCUGAGAAUAAAGUCAGUUUUAAUCGCUAAUAAUCUAAUAAUCGCGUGUAGUGGGUAACUCGGUAAACAGCAGGGAGAUCAUUCGUGUUUGUGCUCGUUAGCCAGUUAGCUUAGGUUUUGUUGUUGCUCUACCCAGGUCUUACUUAAUAAAGUUAAUAUUAUUAUUAUUAUUAUUAUUAUUAUUAUUAUUAUUUUAUCGGAGAUUAAACUCGGCUGUGAAGAUGAGUCUAGCGAACAGCAGAGAGCAGAGAAUUACUGCCGGGAACCGAAUGACCAAAAUCCUAGAGGCGGAGGAAGAGGACGAGUUUUACAAAACAACAUACGGAGGAUUUAAUGACGAGUCUGGUGAUGAUGAAUACCACGGUGAUCAUUCAGACACUGAGGAUGAGGUGGACAGUGACUUUGAUCUGGACGAAGGAGACGAACCAGACAGUGAACAGGAAGAGGAGACACCACGCAGACGCAGCCGCAUCCUCACUAAAGCUUACAGAGAGCCCAUAAAGGUAAUGAAGCCCAGGGUUAAACAUCCAUCUGAGGAGCCGAAGCCUGAGAAACCAAAAGCAGAGAAACGUUCAGCACACGAGCUGCAGGAGAUUGGAGAAAUGCGUAAGUCAGUGAGGAAGUCUACGAGUGAGCACACCAGGAAGACCUUCGAGCGUCUGCAGGAGAGACAACAAGAAGCUCCGAGACGCCGCAGAGUACACCGAGACAAACCACUGAGUCAGGAGGAGUUACUGAGAGAAGCUCAACACACUGCACAGAGCAACCUGGAGUCACUGGAGAAUUAUGAGCGUUUAGAGGCUGAUAAGAAGAAGCAGGUGCAGAAGAAGAGGAGGUUUGAGGGACCGACAAUCCGUUAUCACUCUGUUCUGAUGAUGUCAGAGCUGCCACUCAAAGACGAGAACGUGGAUGUAGAGGGGCUGGAUCAGGACAUGCCACUGUCAGCUUCCUCUUCCUGUACCGCAGCAUCGGGGGCUGGGGCUCUCUGCUCGCGUACCUUCAUCACCUUCAGUGAUGAUGAAGCAUUUGAGUCUGCUUUUCCGCAGCUGAACCACGUCAGCCCUGACCUCCCCGUUCAAGAAGUGUGUCCUGUUACCCACAAUCCUGCGUUGUAUCGCGACCCGGUUACUGACAUCCCAUAUGCUGAUGCACGUGCCUUCCGCAUCAUUCGUGAAGCUUAUCGUAAAUACGUUGCUGCACACGGCUUCCCUAAUGACACAACACACACACCUUCACACACACACUCUGAGCCAUCAGGGGGCGCCAAAAGCCUACGUCUAAAGGGACUGACUGUAUAAACACAAACAACACAAGACACACACACACUGCACUGUUUUUGUUAUUAACACAGAUUAAAGAUGAUCAUGCACACA
Molecule: messenger RNA, 1485 nt
Organism: Hemibagrus wyckioides
Lineage: Eukaryota; Metazoa; Chordata; Actinopteri; Siluriformes; Bagridae
Gene: vps72a
Product: vacuolar protein sorting 72 homolog a
Exons: 6
Coding region: 334-1410 (358 amino acids)
Biological process (GO): chromatin remodeling; regulation of DNA-templated transcription
Cellular component (GO): nucleus
Molecular function (GO): ATP-dependent H2AZ histone chaperone activity
Source: RefSeq, a predicted model, not a curated record